AUGCCUGUCGACUUCCAGUCUGCGACCGAGCGUUUCAAGAUUCCUGAAGCGUUUGGGUCUCAUGUUUUCUUUCGCGACAUUGCUGGCACCAAAGAUGCCGACCGCGCACAAGACCGAUUGGUCGGCAUUUGGUUCCGCAUCGAAAAGGGACCUGAAGUCGGACCCGGGAUUCACGGGUACGAUGAGUGCGGCGUUGUUUGGGAGGGCACAGUAACUCUACGCGACGAGAUCGGGAACGAGAGAACCUUGGGACCGGGCGAGAGCUUCUUCAUUCAUCGCGGCAGCGAGGUCAAGUUCUCUUCAACGGACUAUGGCGUAUGCUACAAAGCUGCCGCCAGGCCUCAGGGUAAGCUCUGA
Molecule: messenger RNA, 357 nt
Organism: Zymoseptoria tritici IPO323
Lineage: Eukaryota; Fungi; Ascomycota; Dothideomycetes; Mycosphaerellales; Mycosphaerellaceae
Exons: 3
Coding region: 1-357 (118 amino acids)
Source: RefSeq, a predicted model, not a curated record